Messenger RNA from Nicrophorus vespilloides, 1537 nucleotides. RefSeq names its product pyruvate dehydrogenase E1 component subunit beta, mitochondrial (gene Pdhb). The record is from RefSeq and is a predicted model, not a curated record. Lineage: Eukaryota; Metazoa; Arthropoda; Insecta; Coleoptera; Silphidae. The transcript is spliced from 3 exons. The coding region runs from base 278 to 1357 and encodes 359 amino acids. Gene Ontology annotation, biological process: pyruvate decarboxylation to acetyl-CoA. Gene Ontology annotation, molecular function: pyruvate dehydrogenase (acetyl-transferring) activity.
AUACUCGUAAUUUAUUGAAUAAAACUUUAUUUAAACAAUUAUUUAGUUUUCAAAGCUUCAAUUUGCUUAAAACAUUAGUUUUCAAGUAAUAUGAAAUUGAAAAAAUACAGUAAUAACGAUUCUGGAUCUAAGUUGUGACGGUUUGUGACUUAGGUUAUCGAAUCACGUAAUAAUAGAAUGACAUAUGUCACAGUUUCAUCUGAUUUCGUCUCAUAGCCCCUGUUGACCAUCACGACCUUAUUCACCUUGGUGCAAGUAGGCUGCAGAACCGUUGAAGAUGGCUUUCCAGAAUCCGAAUGUGGUGAAUGUGCUAUUCAAACUAAUAAACAGAAGGUCCUUCUCAACAAGCAAAGCAGCUUUGGCCCAGCAAAUGACUGUAAGGGAUGCCCUGAACACAGCAAUUGAUGAGGAGAUGGAAAAGGAUGAGCGUGUUUUUAUCAUUGGUGAAGAGGUUGCCCUCUUUGAUGGUGCUUAUAAGGUAACGAGAGGCUUGUGGAAGAAGUAUGGUGAUAAAAGGGUUAUUGACACUCCAAUCACAGAGAUGGGUUUUGCCGGUAUUGCAUCAGGGGCAGCAUUUGCUGGCCUGAGACCAGUCUGUGAAUUCAUGACUUUCAAUUUUGCCAUGCAAGCCAUAGACCAUAUCAUCAAUUCUGCAGCUAAAACUUUCUACAUGUCUGCUGGUAGAGUGAAUGUGCCAAUUGUGUUCAGAGGCCCGAAUGGGGCUGCUGCUGGUGUUGCAGCUCAGCACUCGCAGUGCUUUGGGGCCUGGUAUGCUCACUGUCCAGGUCUUAAAGUUCUGUCACCUUACAGCUCAGAAGAUGCCAAAGGCUUGCUGAAAGCAGCUAUCAGAGAUCCAGACCCAGUUGUAUUUUUAGAAAACGAAAUCCUUUAUGGUGUACAAUAUCCAAUGUCUGAUGAAGCCAUGUCGAAAGACUUUGUAUUGCCCAUUGGUAAAGCCAAAAUUGAAAGGCAAGGAAAGCACAUCACUAUUGUAGCGCAUUCGAGGGCCGUGGAGACGUCUUUAGAAGCAGCCAAAGAAUUGGCGGGCAAGGGAAUCGAGGCUGAAGUCAUAAACCUCAGAUCAUUGAGGCCGUUGGACAUGGAUACGAUAAUUGCUUCCGUGGUGAAAACUAAUCAUCUGAUAUCCGUGGAGCAGGGCUGGCCAACUUGCGGAAUUGGUUCCGAAAUAUUAGCAAGAAUAAUGGAAUCGGAGGCUUUCUACCACUUGGAUCAACCAGCAAUCAGAGUUACCGGUGUCGAUACUCCUAUGCCAUACACGAAGAGCUUGGAGAUUGCUGCUAUUCCUGUAGCGAACGACGUAACGAUGGCCGUUAAGAAAUUGCUCAAAGUCAAAUGAGACUUCGAAUGCAUUUGAUAAUGGAACCGCAGAUGCCUUGGACCUCAUAACGCUUGUAGUCUAAUCCUAUGUAUAUAAGAGUUUUUAAACAAUAGUAAUUUUUAAGAGGCCAAGUGAGUUUAUGGGACUUUGGAAUCUGCCGUAGAAUGCAUUUCUAAAAAAAAAAAAAUUUGAAAAAAU